This is a messenger RNA of Cicer arietinum (chickpea), 666 nucleotides long. RefSeq names its product small ribosomal subunit protein eS8y-like. Gene Ontology annotation, molecular function: structural constituent of ribosome. Gene Ontology annotation, cellular component: ribosome. Gene Ontology annotation, biological process: translation. The record is from RefSeq and is a predicted model, not a curated record. Lineage: Eukaryota; Viridiplantae; Streptophyta; Magnoliopsida; Fabales; Fabaceae.
AUGACAGUGAAAAACUCCAGCUACCAAGGGUUAAACACUUUUCAAAGUGAUAAUCAAAGGUACGAGCUCGGUCGUCAGCUAGCAAGCACUAAAUUAUCAAGCAACAAGACAAUCAGAAGGAUCCGUGUUCGAGGUGGUAAUGUGAAGUGGAGAGAUCUUAGAUGGGAUACCGGUAACUUCUCAUGGGGCAGUGAAGCAGUAACUCGCAAGACUCGUCUUCUGGAUAUGGUUUACAAUGCCUCAAAUAACGAGCUCGUCCGAACGCAGACUCUUGUUAAGAAUGCUAUUGUUCAGGUUGAUGUUGCACCAUUCAAGCAGUGGUACCUUCAGCACUAUGGUGUUGAAAUUGGUAGAAACAUCACUAUGGUGUUGAAAUUGGAGGUUGAAGUCGCUGCUGAAGAAGCCAAGAAAAAUAAUCAUGUGCAGAGGAAACUUGAGAACCGUCAAAAAGACCGUCAGCUAGAUUCCCACAUUGAAGAGCAGUUUGGUGGUGGUCGUUUGCUGGCCUGUAUUUUAUCUCAUCCAGGUCAAUGUGGCAGGCUUGAUGGAUACAUCCUCGAAGGUAAGGAACCGAAAUUUUACAUGAAGAAGUUACAGAGGAAAAGGGAAAUGGUGUUGCUUAAUUGUAGUGUUUUCCAUCUUAUAUAUGACUUCAUUUGUUUUUAA